AUGGCUACGAAAGGAGGUGAUACCGCCAUCACUGCGUCUAACGAACCCCUUGCCCAACUCAAGUCCGCGACAGUACCGCCGAGCCCUAAUUCCCAAUCACUCGUCGACCAAGUCAGCCUCUUCGUUGCACAUGCAGAUAGGACAACCUUGAUUUCAAUCUCAGCCGGAGUUGUUGCCGUGUCUUAUGUGCUGUUCGGCAGACUUGCCCUUCUUCUUGUUGGUGCUAUUGGAGGGGUCAUCCUGCACAUAUGGUGGGAAGGACAGGACAAUGGGACAAACGGAGAUAACGAAGGGGCGGCAAAGCGCAAACGACAUGAACUUAGCUUGGAGGUAGCCAACAGAUUGACGGCGCUGUACGCUGACAAUGGCUCAAAGCAGGAUGAUGAUGAAGACACUCUUAAUAGAUCAGGGGAGUCGUCCCUGGAUUACUCAAGGAUGGGACCAGCAACAGAAGCCGCAUUGACUGCUUUAACCGAUUCGGUAAUUGCAGACUAUGUAAGCUGGUGGUAUAAGCCCAUUUUACCUUCUGAAGAUGAGUUCCCUGAAGCAUGCCGCAAUACGCUCGUGAGCAUGAUCCUGGCUGUAUCAUCUCGUAUUUCUCGCAAACGGCCUGCCGACAUGUUUCUGCAGUUUGCAACCAAUUCAACAUCCUUCAUGAUUGUAUUUUUCAGUGAACUAUCUGCUGCUGUCGGUACAGCCACAACGGGCUCUAGGCCCGUUGCCGACUCUAUAGACGAAUACCUGGACAGAAACCCAGAAAGUAGUCUAGCCAAUGUGUUGUCGUCCACCCAACAAGAGAAAAAGCUUGGUCUCGUUGGAACAGAUAUACUUAAAACGUUCCUUGAACCAUCAGUUUAUAACUGUGGUCCUCUUCGCAUUUUUCUGCGUGAAGUCCUGUCUCGGUUGAUACUACAGCCCACAAUAGACAUGUGCUCUGAUGCAGAGUAUAUCAAUACGUGGAUUGUGUAUCUACUCGAGGAAGGGGAACCGCAGCUUUUGAACGCUAUUGACGCAGGGCUUGAACAAGCGGACAAUGUCAAGCAGAAAAACCCGACCAGUACCGGUACCCCAACGUCCAACGUACUGGAAGGGAAGGUCUCCAAUAUUGUUACUAAUCUUGGGGACCAAAAGCUGGCCGAACAAGUGCAACCUAUGAGGCAGCCUUUUGAUGCCGAUUUUGCACAGCAUGAGGACAUCAGCGCAGUAGCAAUGCCAAAAGAAAUACCUAGAGCAGCAGACUCUGAGGAGACCAGCGGGAAUUCUGCCGUAUAUACACAUUUACCCACUGACUCCUCCUCAUCUAAUACUACUGACCACCAACCUACUCCUGGCUCAAGCACCAGUCUCAACGAAGAUUCACUCGAUAAUCCUCCCCUUGCCAGCCAAACAACGCCAAUCUUGAAUACUUCUGCCACCUCUCUAAUUACAAUGCAAACUUCACAGUUUCGUGGCUCUUCGGUUGCCAUUAUCGAAGAUUUUAACGAAGAUGAUAAAAGCAAUAUUCGCUCAAAACCAACGAGCGAGUAUUUGAUCCAGAUUGAACCCAGCAACCCUAAGCUCACUGGCUGGAUGAUUGCCAGGAAAUAUAGCGACUUUGAAAUACUGCAUGAGACUCUACGACGAAUUUCUGUUGUAUCUGGAAUUUCUGAUUUCUCGCUACACCAUAAUGAAUUACCCGGGUGGAAAGGCAGAAACAGGAAUGGCUUACGAAUUUCUCUUGAGAAAUACCUCCAGACAGCUUUGCAAUAUGAGCAGCUAGCAGAGUGUGAGGGGAUGAAGAAGUUUUUGGAAAAAGGACGACAAUCCGGUCUUGAGCCAGAGUCCGCUUCGUCAAAGUCUGGGUUUCCAUUCGCAGCACCUGUGGCUGUUUUUGAGAACGUUGGCAAAGGAGUAAUGGGCGUCCUGGGGACUGCGCCAAAGGGUGUUGCAAACAGUAAGAAGGCCAUCGUCGGUGGAGUCUCGGGAAUAUUCGGGGCAUCGGGGAAUGAUAACAGGAAGCGAGCCAGCAGUAAUGCAGCAAGCAGACCUACGGCUGUACGGGGUACCUCAAUGGAUAUCCUGCCAUCACCCGUGACCAACGUCACAGCCCACUCUAAGAACCUAUCAAUGAGCAACUUGCAAGAUCGACCUAGAGCGACUUUCCAGCGACAGCCAACUCAUCUAGAAAAUGAAUCAGGAGAUAUAGGCUCUGGAUUGCCUACUUCUAUCACUCAUGCUGAUAGUUCGCUGGCGAGCUCGUGUGAGAAUUUAGCUGACGAAGGAAAUGUUACACCACUGUCGUCAUCAGAUACCCCAGAUACAGUGCAUGGAGCCCUUUCUUCAGAGGCCAAUGUUGAGUCCAACAAAGAGCCGGCCACUAGGGAUAAACCUGGAUCUUCUAGCUCGGGUGAUGUGGAACCACCCCCAAAGAAAAGCUCAGAAGGUCGUAGUUACGCCCCGGUUUCCGAGGAAGAAGCAGUAGUCGUGGUUGAGCUUCUUUUUGCUGUGAUAAACGAAGUGUACAGUCUGUCAUCAGCAUGGAAUAUUCGGAAGAGACUGCUCAACGCCUCAAAGUCUUUCCUCCUCCGCCCUGGCAACCCUAGUUUGGAAGCUAUUCGGACUCUUCUCCAAGAUUCAAUAAUUGAUAGUAAUACGUCUGAUGAGGCUCUCGCUGGGUAUAUAACCAAGCUACACAAAAGUAGCUUGCCAACAGAAGAGGAUAUGAAGGCGUAUCCCCCUCCACUCUCGCCGGAACAGAAAGAACUGCUUAGAAUUAAGGCACGGACGCUACUGAUAAGCCGAGGUAUGCCACCGGCUCUGAUGGGUAUAAUGGGCGCAAAUGCAACAGGAGAGGCGCUAGGGAAAAUAUUUGAUUGUUUACAGAUACCAUCCGUUGGCAGGGCAUUCGUCUUUGCCAUCCUUUUGCAGGCAAUCAGGGUGAUGACACAAUGA
Messenger RNA from Trichophyton verrucosum HKI 0517, 2931 nucleotides. Its product is annotated as PX domain protein. Gene Ontology annotation, molecular function: phosphatidylinositol binding. The transcript is spliced from 2 exons. NCBI's taxonomy places the organism in Eukaryota, Fungi, Ascomycota, Eurotiomycetes, Onygenales, Arthrodermataceae. The record is from RefSeq and is a predicted model, not a curated record. Gene Ontology annotation, cellular component: intracellular membrane-bounded organelle. The coding region runs from base 1 to 2931 and encodes 976 amino acids.